CUUGAAAUGCGACCUCGAGGGCGAUCUGAGUCUUGCCUACCCCCUAGGCCUGGAAUCGCCAUUUUCCGCUUCCCACGCCUGCUUAGGAUCGCAUCCACUAAGCAAGAGACUUGUUCCUGGCGCCCAACAAAUCCAGGAUUUCAGUCAAAAGGCAGGGUCCAGCAGGACGUAGGCGGCGCUGGGACAGUAAUAUCACGGGUAACGGACACCACACUGAGGAAUUUUUGCGUAAGCCGCGGCUACAAAAGCUGCAUAGCCCUGCUACUGUUUAUUCUUAUGAUAGUCGGAGUACCCGCAUAUCCCCCGGGGGACCAGACAUGGUAGUUGAUUCAAUCAAUCCGGCAGCUUCCAUCUGGUAACAUUAGAUGUCAUAUUCUUUCGCGAAACGAUCCCGUUUCUUUCCAUCCUUUAUCACCUUGUUCCCGGAGGCAAUGAGUCCAUAAUGGAUUCGAGGGUCGUCGGAAGCUCUUAUGUCUCGCUGUAUGAUGUGUUCCUUUUUUACAGUUCGUGCAAGUUUCCGUUGCUUCAGGAUGAUCAUAAGCUGCAUCAAAAAGUACAUCAUGCUCCUAAGCAGGCUUUGAGUAUAUCGUCUUCACAGUUGUGCUGGUGUUUGAUAGGAUAUUAGAGCACAAAUUUGAGACUCCUAGGCUGUCGCCCAAAAUUUCAUCACGCUUGAGCCUGGUGAUUGCAUUCAGGAAGACUUGUGGAGAUUGGUUCAUUGUCCCAGUUUGCUGAAACUUCCAAUCAUUGACUGCUUUCCCGAGGUCAUAUUGUAUCACCCACCGAAAGUGCCAGCAGGUUUGCUAAUCACAACAUCCCCCAGCCCAGCCGGAUAUCCUAGCUCAUACUUGGAGCUCAUCCUCAAACCGAAACGGAUAUAAUGAAACGUGGACCGCAUUUGGGCAGUCACAGUGGCAAGCAGAGACAGUGUGCCAUAUACUCCGGAUGGGGCAGGCAAACAAUUACCACAUUGUGGCCGGAGAUAUCCCAAGGGUGUAUGAGUUGUAAUCGCUAUCGGAUUUUGAGAGCUCGUGCUUAUUACCGAGCAUCGUCUUGACUACGGCUGCUUCCAGGGGACGAGCACAAACCGACGCAACGGUAUAGGCAUCGUGAGUCCUAGGCGAGGCAGACAUGGUUUCUCAUUGCUGCAUUUGAGCACUAGCAGUAGGACGUCGGAGAGGCGUACUAGUUUUGAGAGAUAACGGGAAAUAUCAUAUAACUAUAUAACGAUA
Blastomyces dermatitidis ER-3 is the source of this 1232-nucleotide messenger RNA. RefSeq lists its product as uncharacterized. The record is from RefSeq and is a predicted model, not a curated record. The coding region runs from base 7 to 324 and encodes 105 amino acids. The transcript has a single exon. Lineage: Eukaryota; Fungi; Ascomycota; Eurotiomycetes; Onygenales; Ajellomycetaceae.